Molecule: messenger RNA, 1044 nt
Organism: Helianthus annuus (common sunflower)
Lineage: Eukaryota; Viridiplantae; Streptophyta; Magnoliopsida; Asterales; Asteraceae
Exons: 2
Coding region: 1-1044 (347 amino acids)
Source: RefSeq, a predicted model, not a curated record
AUGAAGAGCUCAAUUGACGGGGUUUGGAAAUCCAUUGUCAACUCGGGGAGUGUAUCGCAAAAUCUGGUCGUAAAUGUCAAAGAAAGGAUGAUAGUGAAAGUCGGUUUGGGUAACAAAACACUGUUCUGGCUGGACAAUUGGGUGGGUAACAGGCCUUUACGUGACAUCUUUCCUAGCCUGUUCACACUUGAAUCCGAUAAAAGAUGUACAGUCCAGCAGCGGUACAGAACUUCUCAAGGCUCGACAGAAUGGUUUUGGGGUAGCUCCACACCUCUCACCCGGGAGGAACAUCUCACGGACUGGGCUGCAUGUAAAACCCUGCUAUGCACAGCUGGCCUCGGGCAAGAAUCGGACUACUGGCUGUGGAAAUCGGGCCCAACCUGUGAGGAGUUCACUGUCUGCAACCUGCGGGCAGAAUUGGAUCAUAUAAACGUUAUCCCUGAAGCAAAACUAUUAACCUGGUCACACUGGAUCCCGAAAAAGGUAAACUGUUUCCUAUGGCGGGUUGUACAAGAUCGAAUCCCGACAAGAGAAGCAUUGCUAACGAGGAGAGUAUCGCUGCCAUCCUCCACGUGUGCCCUAUGCAACGAUACGAUUCAAUCGGUAGACCACCUACUCGUCACUUGCGAUUUCGCUCAACACGUAUGGUGCCUGAUCUUCCAGUGGCUAAACAUAACCAUCCCGCGCUACACUCUGAGUGUCGUACAAUUACUGGAACUUAUCAAAGCACACAAAACAAACAAGGCAACAAAAAGGGCGAUCGAAACAGUCAUGGCUGCAGCAUGUUGGAACAUCUGGCGAACAAGAAAUAAUCUUAUCUUCAAUCAUAAAGCUCCCCAGAUUGCUAAGAUAAUAAGUGACAUCAAGGCAAACUCGUUCUCUUGGGUGAAAUCUCGGGCUGGAUAUUCUAACAUGGAUUGGGCGAAAUGGAAGGGCUUCAAGUUAACGAAGUUUAAGAAGCAUUUCGGAACUUUACGGAGCAUCGAGACGGAAAACGGAUCAACCGGACAUGCAAAACAACAAAAUCAGAAUAACAGGUUUUAG